Styela clava is the source of this 8683-nucleotide messenger RNA. RefSeq lists its product as uncharacterized. NCBI's taxonomy places the organism in Eukaryota, Metazoa, Chordata, Ascidiacea, Stolidobranchia, Styelidae. Gene Ontology annotation, molecular function: dopamine beta-monooxygenase activity; copper ion binding. Gene Ontology annotation, cellular component: secretory granule membrane. Gene Ontology annotation, biological process: norepinephrine biosynthetic process; octopamine biosynthetic process; dopamine catabolic process. The record is from RefSeq and is a predicted model, not a curated record.
UUUAAUUUUUUUUUUCAUAAAACUGUUACGAGAAUCUGGUGUUUUGAUAUCUAAGAUCUAAACGUGUUUUGUCACGAUGAGGUAUUGUUUGGUUAAUUCGAGAUGUAGUUUCCUACUGUUUCUAAUGUUUAUAAGCGCAUCUGUCUUUCCUUCUAUUCUUUGUGCAAGAAGCGAUAAAGAUGAAUACGAUUAUAUGGAGGAUUUGGAAGAUGAUAUAACUUUAUAUUGGACAGUAGACCGAGAUGAAAUAACAUUCCAGAUAUCGGCGCCCACCACAGGAUGGAUUGGGUUUGGUUUUGCUGAAUCAGGAACAAUGGUGAAUGCUGAUGUCAUUAUGAUGGGAGUGAAAAGUAAUAGAGAAUACGUUUUGGAUGGAUAUGCAUCAAGAAAUGGAAUACCAUCACGAGAUUCCGAACAAAAUGUUGAAAUAUUGGAUUGGAGGGAAGAUGACGGAAGGACGACUAUCACUUUCAUGAGAGAACUUGAAACUUACGACGUUGAUGAUACUGAUAUUGAGGAAGGUUUACUCAGAGUUAUAUGGGCAUAUGGUGAAAAUGAUAUAGAUGACAAACUAUCUUUUCAAGAUUAUCACAAAGGAAACAGCGGUUCAAUGCGCUUAGAAUUGAUACCUCCUGAUGAUGACGAUGAUGAUCGGAGAAGUGAAGGUGAUGACGAUGACGAUCGGAGAAAUGAAGAUGAUGACGAUGACGAUCGGCGAAAUGAAGAUGAUGACGACGACGACGAAGAUCGUAAGAGAAAUCGUAAUAAGAAUCGCAAUAAUAAUCGAAGUCGUUAUGAAGAUGAUGAUGAUGAUGACGACGACGAAGAUGACCGAAAAAGAAAUCGAGAGAAAAAUAGAGAUCGUCAAAGUAGACGUAAUAGAGAACGAGAUAGAGAUGAUGACGAUGACGAGAGAGAAGAAUAUGAGGAGAGUCCAACGGGGAAGGGUGAUGAGUACUUGGAUUGGGAAGAUACCGUUUACCUGGAAUGGAUUUACGACGAAGAAACAAUCUCAUUUAAGUUGACUGCUCCGACUAAAGGAUGGAUGGGGUUUGGAAUAUCAAGAACAAAAGACAUGACAAGAUCAGACAUUAUUAUAAUCGGAGUUGCAGAUGGGCAAGGAUACACCAUAGAUGCGCAUUCUUCCAAGAAUGGUGUGCCCGAAAUCGACAAAAACCAAGAUGUCAAGUUAAUGACAGCAUACCAAAAUUCUACCCACACAUCGAUUUCAUUCCAAAGACCAAAAAAGACAUCAGAUGACAUUGAGAUUACGAAAGGGUAUCACAACGUAAUUUGGGCGUAUGGAGAAAAUGAUCUUUAUGCUUUGCCUUCGGGAAAAGAUUAUCAUGGAAGAAAAAACAGAGGUUCGACUAGAAUCGAGUUUAUAAGAAACAUAUUGGACUGGGACAAAAAAUUAGAACAAAGUGACGACAGCAGUUACAGUGAGAGAUCACACAGAGGGAGGGAUGAUAAAUACGCCGAUCAUAAAAGUCAGUUAUUCAGAUUAAAUCUCCCAUUACAUGAGACUUUGGAUAAAGAAAAGGGCGUUGUACUUCAAUGGGCGUAUGACAAAACUCAUAUUAUAUGGAAGCUUUCAGUACCAACACUUGGAUGGAUUGGUCUUGGAUUGUCUGAUCGCGAUUCUAUGGUCGAUGCCGAUAUCAUUAUGAUGGGUGUAAAAGAUGACGGUCGUCCAUACGUUUUAGAUGCUCAUGCUCUUGCGAACGAAGUUCCAAAACGAGAUCAAUCUCAGCAAAUUGUUUUACUUCAAGCUACACAAAAUGAUUCUCACACAACGAUGAUCAUAGCGAGGGCAAGAAAUACUAGAGAUAUUGACGACAAACCCAUAGAGAACAGGGAAAUUUAUGUUUUGUGGGCAUCAAGUCGGUUUGAUUUAGAUGAUGAACCGACAAAGGCGGAUUAUCAUUUUCGCGAAAAAGGAUAUAAAAAAUUGAAUUUUAUUCGGCCAAUACCAGAGGAAGAACUUGUUGAAUUAGAACCCCCUGAAGAAGAUGAAGAUAUAGACCGUGAUGACGAUGAUGAUGAUGAUGAUGACAACUUUGAUGAUCGAAACCGCCAAGUAGAUUCUCCAAAACGUAGAUCUUCGCCUCGUACAUCUACGCCAGAUCGAGACAGCGAUUCUCGAAAACCAACAUCAGUAUAUUUGGAUGAAAACGAACGAGUUCUGCUUAGAUGGAAUCACGAUGGAGAUUCUAUUGUUUUAGCGAUUGCUGCACCAACUCAAGGUUGGGUCGGCAUCGGAUUCUCACCUGACGGCACCAUGAAAAAUGCAGAUAUGAUAAUAACUGGUGUAAAGCGAUCUAAACCAUAUGCCCAGGAUACACAUGCCACAGAGAAUGGACCUCCUAUUGUAGAUGAUACUCAGGACGUGCAAAUUUUACACGGAAUAGAAAACAGCACCUAUACAGCAAUUGCCUUCAAAAGAGCUCACGAUACAUUUGAUUCAGAUGAUUACAUUAUUCAGGGAGGAAGCAUCAAUGUCAUUUGGGCGUUUGGUGACGAUGAUCUUGAUGAUGAACCGGACUCAAGUUUCUAUCAUUCUUCAGAUAGAGGAUCAAAAAAGGUCGUCUUGCGUCCGAAUGCUCCUGUUCCGGAAAGUGAAGAGAAUGAUAUUGAUGAUGAAGAAGCUGAUAGAAAUCAAGACGACAACAGAUCUAGUAAUGGAAGAGAUGAUCCAAAAUCGAGUUCUGAAUAUCUAGAUCAUGACGAAACGGUUAAAUUAGAAUGGAGCUUGAAGGAUGAAUCAAUUAUAUUCAAGCUUUCAGCGCCGACAACAGGAUGGAUUGGCUUAGGUUUUUCACGGACUCGUACAAUGAAAGAUGCGGAUCUCAUCAUAGUUGGUGUUGCAAGAGAUGGCGAACCAUACGUAUUUGACACUUUCGCUGAUGAGAACGGAGUUCCCGAAGAAGAUCGAUAUCAAGACGUGAAGAUUCUACGCUCUUCAGAAUCUCGGGGUGAAACUGUUAUCGUUUUCCAACGAGAGAUCGAUACCAUGGACUCCUAUGAUAAUAAGAUUCCGGAAGGAAGACUUAACGUGCUUUGGGCGUAUGGGGAUGAUGACAUUGGAUCAGAUAUUAGAAGUUCAGAUCAUCAUGGAAGGAACAGAGGAAUAAAAGUAAUGUCAUUCAUACCCGGAGAAAACGAUGAUUUCAUUGAAGACGUUGAGCCAACAAGAACUUCAAUAACAACUACAACAAACCGGGCAGUGGAGCCAACGCCUGUCACAUUCAACGAGGAUACAACAGCAGAACCUCAAUCAAAUGAUUCCGAUGAUCCCAUCAGAGUAUUUCUAGAUAGCGAUGAAACGUUUGAACUACUUUGGACUAUUGAAGAUGAAAAUAUAAUUCUUCAGGUAAAAGCACCUACGUUAGGUUGGAUAGGAAUUGCAAUUUCGGAAGACGAACAAAGGACAGGAGGAGAUUUCAUGAUAGGUGGUACCGAUGGUGGGGAAGCAUACGUAUAUGAUACAUAUGACAAUGCUGGUAUUCAAACGCUUGAUAAAAUUCAAGAUGUUAGUUUGAUGGUUUCAUUUGAGAGAGGAGAUGCAACGACAGUCGUGUUCAAAAGAUCUUUAGAUACAAGAGAUGAUGAUGAUCAACCUGUUCGAGAAGGCAAAAUGUAUAUUGUCUGGGCAUACGGAACAAAAGAUAUGGUACAAGAAGACAUUGCUACGUUUGAUUACGCUAAAAUAGGAUCAAAACAAUUGGUGCUUAUACCAGGAACUGAAGAUGAAGAGCCCCGAGACAUCAGCGAACUCGAAAGAAUUGCAUUUGCCACAACUUCGUUUCCCGAAGAUGAAGACGAAUUUACAGAGAGUUCUUGGCGAGAAGAAACUACAACACCCGAGCCUACAACCACUACGGAGGCGCCACCAAAUUUUGAUGAAUCGCCUGUCAUAUAUCUAGAUAAUGGCAAAGAAGUUGAACUACAAUGGGUCAUUGAAAGAGAAGUAGCAGCUUUUAAGGUUGUCGCGCCUACGAUUGGAUGGAUUGGCGUUGGAUUAUCAUUCGAUGGUACUAUGAAGUCUGCUGAUAUGAUUAUAGCUGGAAUAGAUGAUGAAAGACAAUACAUUUAUGACACCCAUUCUGACAUAAACGGAGUUCCUGACGUCGACGAUCAUUUCCAAGAUGCCGAAUUAAUUGAAGCAUAUGAAGUUGAAGACAAGACUACCAUUAUAUUUAAAAGGAAAUUGAACACGAGAGAUUUAGAUGACAACAAAAUUAGAGCUGGAGAAGUUAAUAUUAUCUGGGCUUACGGAAAGCGAGAUAUACAGGACAAACCAAAAAGAACUGAUUAUCAUUCUAACAACAGAGGAUCAAAGAUAUUGGAACUCAUUCCACUUAUUGAAGAAACUACAUUGUCAACUACGACAACAAGAAUAGCAAGAACAAGAACAACAACCGAACAAACAACAACACCAUUUGAUCCAUCAGUGUCCCAACUUGUAACUCUUGAUGAUGCAGGAGAGGUCACGUUUCUGUGGUAUUUAGAGGGAAGAACCCUGGUGAUACAGAUCGAAGCUCCUACUUUAGGUUGGGUGGGAUUUGGAUUUUCUUCAGAUGGUCGAAAACCUGGAUCCGAUUUCAUUAUUGGAGGAGUUAAUGGCGCCGAAGAAUACUUGUUUGACUCCCAUAUGGACGAAUCUGGUAUACCGAUAUUAGAUGAAUCGCAAGAUCCGUUUCUACUCAUUGUCUCUGAAAAUCAAACGCACACAACUUUGGUUGUUGAAAAAAGCCUCGUAUCACGUGAUAUAUCUGAUGCAUCAAUAAAAGAACAAAUGAACAUUAUAUGGGCAUACGGAGAAAAAGAUAUCUCAAGUCUUUCAGAAUACAAAUCACCAACGCGAGAAGGAAUGAAGACAAUAGUACUGCUUCCUGGAUACAAAGAUCCAACUGAAGGACGUCGGACGACAGUGGCAACGACGACAGAAGAGCCUUAUGAUGACGUCACAACAGCAAUACCUGACAUAGAAGAGGAAGAACAGCCCAAAACUCGACCUCAACCAACUGUCAUAUUUUUUGAUGAAGCCGAAACAGCAGUAAUGAGAUGGAUUGUCGAUGAUGCAAUUACUUCUCAGAUUAUUGUUCCACAAACUGAUUGGCUUGGAAUUGGAUUCGUAUCAAGAAAAUCAAUAGACAAAGUUGAUUUUAUAGUGGCAGGAGUAUCAUAUGUUUACGAUUGUCAUAUUGUUGGAAACUCAGUUCAACUUGACAAGUCUCAAAAUGUAGAGUUAAUAGUUUCUAAUACACUGAAUGGAAAAACAACAAUUGUUAUAAAAAGACUAUUGCAAACAAAUGAUGAACACGACGUUGAUAUAAUGCCGGGUACAACUGAUGUAUUAUGGGUGUUAGGAAGUGGAGACAUGUCUGACGGAUUCGACGCUUCAAAAAUUAAUCUUAAAAUGAUUGAAUCAAUAAAAGUAAAACUCGUUCCGGGUGAAGAUAUUGAAGAUGAAGAAACCACCACACCUAAGCCAAGAGCAACAGAGCCUAUCACAACUGUUCCAGAAACAACUUUGGCCGAGACUACUGAACCAACAGUUUCCACAACCACGACAUCACCCACAGAGGAUACAACAAAGGCAAAACGUCGGACGACAGUGAUAACGACGACGGAAGAGCCAUAUAAUGACGUCACAACAGCAGUAUCUGACAUAGAAGAGGAAGAACAGCCUAAAGCUCGAUCUCAACCAACUGUUAUAUUUUUUGAUGAAGCUGAAACAGCACUAAUGAGAUGGAUUGUCGAUGAUGCAAUUACCUCUCAGAUAAUUGUUCCGCAAACUGAUUGGAUUGGAAUUGGAUUCGUAUCAAGGAAAUCAAUUGACAGAGCUGAUUUUAUAGUGGCAGGAGUAUCCUAUGUUUAUGAUUGUCAUAUUGUUGGAAACUCUAUUCAACUUGACAAGUCUCAAAAUGUAGAGUUAAUAGUUUCCAAUACACUGAAUGGGAAAAUAACAAUUGUUAUAAAAAGACUAUUGCAAACAAAAGAUGAACACGACGUUGAUAUAAUGCCGGGUACAACUGAUGUACUAUGGGUGUUAGGAAGUGGAGACAUGUCUGACGGAUUCGAUGCUUCGAAAAUUAAUCUUAAAAUGAUUGAAUCAAUAAAAGUAAAACUCGUUCCGGGUGAAGAUAUUGAUGAGGAAACCACACCUCAGCCAAGAGUAUCAGAGCCUAUCACAACCGUUUCAGAAACAACGUUGGCCGAGACUACUGAACCAACAUUUCCCACAACCACGACAUCACCCACAGAGGAUACAACAAAGACGGUCAGACAAGUUAUUAUUCCUCCAACGUCGCAAGCAACAGUUCAAUAUACCGACACUGUAGAUAUAGUAAUUACUGAUGUCCCCACAGAAAAACCUACUCCAACACAAUUUGUAAAUACUGCCCCAUGGACUGAAGAGAGUCUGCAAGAUACUACCAACUCGGUAGAACAAGACGAAGAUAGCGACGCCACUUUGGUAUUCUUAAACGAGGAUGUCAGUUUGCAAUGGAGUAUCAAUGGAAAUAAUAUAGUAAUGCAGGUUGUUGCACCAACUCUUGGAUGGGUGGGUAUUGGAUUCUCUAAGGACGGGACCAUGACUGGAGCUGACAUGAUGAUUGGUGGUAUAGAUAGCGGUUCUCAAUAUGUUUAUGAUACUUUUGCUGAAGUCAACGGCGUUCCAAAAGUUGAUGCCUUUGAAGAUGUUGUAUUACUGGUUGCAUAUGAGAAUUCUACUCAUACUACACUUGUAUUUUCAAGAAGCUUGAAUACAGAAGAUCCAGAAGAUGCCAUUAUUAAGGGUGGAAUGACAAACGUAAUAUGGGCUUUUGGAAAAAACGACAUGACUGAUAUUCCAAGAAGAACUGACUAUCAUUUUGAAAACAAAGGUAGUAAACUAAUCAAGCUUUAUCCUGAUCAAAUUGAACAUGUGGAUUCGAAAAAAGAAAUUAAAACUGGACGAUCUGAAAGUACAAUUCAGGCAGCCAAUACACUUGAAUCAACACAACAAUUGUUUAGAUUAAAACCCGUACCUCCCAAGUCAGUUUCUCUAGAUAACGGCACCGUUCAUUUACAAUGGAGUGCUGACGAGAACGAAAUUAUAAUGCAGGUUGUUGCUCCUACACUGGGCUGGGUUGGGUUCGGCUUCUCAAUGGAUGAAUCAAUGAAAGGAGCCGAUCUAAUAAUAGCAGGCAUCAUUGCUGGUGAAACAGAAUAUAUUUACGACACACAUGCAGAUGAAAAUGGAAUUCCUGAAAUCGACAAACAUCAAGAUGGUAUAUUGUUAGUUGCAUAUGAAAAUGCAACACAUACUACAAUUGCUGUGAAAAGAAAUUUGACCGCGUACGAUACCGAAGAUAUUUCUAUAAAGGAAGGAGAAAUGUAUGUUAUAUGGGCGUACAGUGAUCAUGAUUUGACAAAAGUACCAACGUUGCCAGAUUACAAAUUCAAACGAAGCGGUUCGAAAGCUGUAGAACUAUGUCCAAAAUCAGAGCAUGAUGAUUCAAAUACAACUGCAAACAGUGCAGAUGGAACGCUCUUCACCCAAACAGCCAAAAUGCACGGAAAAAUAAUCAUACUACCUCGAGGAUUACUACGACCGCCUAGCUCUCCGUCAACACAACUUCCUUCUUAUGCGAAUAUAUCAUCACUGGAAAUAAAUAAGACAAGUGUUGAAACAAAAAAUGUUACUCAAAUACCAAAUAUUAAAUCUGUCGAUCGAGGACUCAAUAACUCCACCGCGUCUGGGCAGUACAGAGCUAUCUCGAGCACUCCUGCGUCCCAUGGUACUUUCAACUCGACUCCUACAAUACACAAAAUGCAAUCGUUGAACAUCGAUACCACUACGACAAAUACAAAAGAAAACUCUUCCAUUAGUCAAAGCUAUGUAAAACAGAAACAAAAUGUCUUUACGAAAGUUUUUGAACUUCCGAAUAUGAUGUGGUUGGACAAAAAUAGAACUGUUUCAUUGAAAUGGAUCACAGAUAAAAAGAAUCUAAUCUUACAGAUGUCAGCACCCACUACUGGUUGGAUUGGUAUCGGUUUUUCUCCCUAUGGUACGAUGGCCAAAUCUGAUAUGGUUGUUACUGGAGUAUCGAAAAAUAAAGUUUAUGCAAUGGACACAAAUGCAAGACGUAAUGGUGUACCAAGAUUAGACGAAUCCCAAGAUGUAAAUGCGUUGUUUUUCAGUCAGAAUGAAACACAUACGACAGUAAUGAUUCAACGUAAAACAAAUACAGGAGACAGAAGUGACACUGUAAUCACGGAUGGAGACAUGCACGUGAUUUGGGCAUAUGGAAAUUCCGAUAUCAAAAAUUCUCCAAGAAAGUCGCAUUAUCAUGGAAAAAAUAAAGGGUCAAUGACGAUAAACUUUUUAGUGGAUCCAAAAAGUGGUUCUUCAAUAGACUACAAGGGUUUUGUUGCUCUCAGUGCUGCUGUGGCGUUGGCGGUUAUUUUGUAUUCAAAAGUUAAAAGAUGAAGAGAAUGUAUAACGCCUCUUUACAACUUUUAUCCCUAAUUUUACCUGUAAAAGUUUGAUGUUAAUUUAAAUGCGCAGAGGCAAUCGUAAUGAUGUUUAUUGAUAAAGCUUUUCAGCAAAAAUGAAACUUUCUCGGGUUUAAAUGUAUUUCUCCUCGAAUAAAGCUUUGAAGACAUAAAAAUAUUGUAAAUUUGAUAUGUAGAU